UCCGCACUGGCUACCUCCAUCCUGCCGCGGCCACAGGCCUCCGAAUCGUUCCGCAGACCGUCGAUCCUGCAGGCGUUCGACCUGCCCUCGUUCAAAACGGCGUCCACGCUCGACAGCAAGCCCUCGCUGCCGUCCAUCGGCCACGAGAUAUCACGGCCGUCGUCGACCUCCAGCGUAGCCUCCUCGUUCCCGCAGCAGCGCCACGGCAGCCAUGCCUCCAUCCAGCUGCCCGCGCUGUCGACGCUCGCCUCCGUAGCGCACAAGGACCGCACCGCCAGUAAUGAUAAUUCCUCCAGAGGCAUGCCCCCGAAGCGGGCGUCGCCGCCGCCCAGCAAACCCUCCAAUGGCCACAGCAUGACUUACGCAACCGCCGCGCCCGCAACGUCUGGCGGACAGGCCAACUCGCCGCCUGUCUGCCAGAACUGCACCACGAGCACCACUCCGCUCUGGCGACGCGACGAGUCUGGCUCCGUCUUGUGCAAUGCCUGCGGCCUCUUCCUGAAGCUGCACGGUCGGCCGCGGCCCAUCUCCCUCAAGACCGAUGUCAUCAAGAGCCGCAACCGCGUCAAGACCGGCGCGCCUGGCGGUCGCAAGAAGGCCGCCGACGCGAACGGCCUCCCCGCUGCCCACCCCGACGCCGACGGAUCGCUAGGGCUUGCUCAACAUCGACGAGCAUCCGGGAAGAUCUCAUCUGGUCUCUCUGACCGGUCCCAGUCGCCAAUCUCGCGCACCGGCACCCCAGGCCUCUCCCACCCCUCCAACAUCGCGCCCCAGCACAUGUUCGAAAGUGCUCUACAUGGCGAAUUCCACUCCCCAUCGUUGCCUAACUUCGCUCUCCGUCAACCCUCCCCCAGCGCGGCCUCCUCGGUUAACGGCUCACAUCUCGAACCGCCGCUUCCUUACGACACGCUAGCGGCCCAGAAUACUGCACUUAAGACGCGGGUAUCCGAGCUAGAGGUUAUCAACGAUCUCUUCCGAGGGCGCGUAGGGGAGCUUGAGAGCAGCGAGCAAGCCGCACGAGAAACAGAGUCGCGGCUGAGGGUAGAGCUUGAAGAGGUCAAGCAGCGAGAGGCCGAUCUCAAAAGGCGGCUUGAAGAGCUGGAAGGCGAAGGACCCAAGCAUAAGAAAAUGCGGCUCAGCGACCUCGUCGACGAGAGCAGAGCCGGCACGCCAAUCAGCUCAAUGGCAGAGUAAAAUCUGUCAUCCUGUAUGGUUCGUUUUCUUAUCAUUUAACGACAUCUUACGCCUUCGGUCCUACUAGGGUUUGUUUUUUAUCUUUCUCGUCUAGCGGAUAUCAUGUCUUUCCGCCUCUCUGCCGCCAUGGUCGGUUUGAGGAGAUUUUCCACCAGAGUUUCCUUUCCUCGAAACUUUAAUAUUCCUGUCCUUUCCACCAAGUAGAGCUGUGCGUCGACGCUAC
Molecule: messenger RNA, 1417 nt
Organism: Trematosphaeria pertusa
Lineage: Eukaryota; Fungi; Ascomycota; Dothideomycetes; Pleosporales; Trematosphaeriaceae
Exons: 4
Coding region: 301-1194 (297 amino acids)
Biological process (GO): positive regulation of transcription by RNA polymerase II; negative regulation of transcription by RNA polymerase II
Molecular function (GO): zinc ion binding; RNA polymerase II cis-regulatory region sequence-specific DNA binding; DNA-binding transcription factor activity, RNA polymerase II-specific
Source: RefSeq, a predicted model, not a curated record